Messenger RNA from Gekko japonicus, 1438 nucleotides. Its product is annotated as general transcription factor IIH subunit 2. NCBI's taxonomy places the organism in Eukaryota, Metazoa, Chordata, Lepidosauria, Squamata, Gekkonidae. The record is from RefSeq and is a predicted model, not a curated record. Gene Ontology annotation, biological process: nucleotide-excision repair; regulation of transcription by RNA polymerase II; DNA-templated transcription. Gene Ontology annotation, molecular function: zinc ion binding. Gene Ontology annotation, cellular component: transcription factor TFIIH holo complex; transcription factor TFIIH core complex. Bases 75 to 1262 code for a protein of 395 amino acids. The transcript is spliced from 16 exons.
UGAGCUUCAUUCAUCUUGACUACAUCGCUGUCGCGGAAAAGCAAGAGGGGGAAGGAAGACCUGGGCACAGAGAAAUGGAUGACGAACCCGAAAGAACCAAACGGUGGGAAGGUGGUUAUGAAAGAACAUGGGAAGUGCUUAAAGAAGAUGAGUCUGGAUCAUUGAAGGCCAGUAUAGAGGAUAUUCUUUUUAAGGCCAAGAGGAAACGAAUCUAUGAACAUCAUGGACAAGUUCGACUUGGGAUGAUGCGCCACCUGUAUGUAGUGGUCGAUGGGUCAAGGACGAUGGAAGACCAGGAUUUAAAACCGAACAGGCUGACUUGCACCUUAAAGCUCUUGGAAUAUUUUGUUGAAGAAUACUUUGACCAAAAUCCUAUUAGUCAGGUUGGCAUUAUUGUAACAAAGGGUAAAAGAGCUGAAAAACUGACUGAGCUUUCAGGGAAUCCAAGAAAACAUAUAGCUGCUCUGAAGAAAGCUGUAGACAUUUCGUGUCAUGGAGAGCCAUCGCUAUAUAAUGCCCUAAAUCUAGCCACACAGACAUUAAAGCACAUGCCAGGACAUACAAGCAGAGAGGUUUUGGUAAUAUUCAGCAGUCUAACAACAUGUGAUCCUUCUAAUAUAUACGACCUAAUUAAGUGUUUAAAGGCGAUCAAAGUCAGAGUGUCUGUCAUAGGCCUUUCUGCUGAAGUUCGCGUUUGCACUGUUCUUGCUCGGGAAACUGGUGGAACCUAUCAUGUAAUUUUAGAUGAAAGUCAUUACAGGGAACUCCUGAUGCAGCAUGUCAGUCCACCACCUGCCUGUUCAAGUUCUGAAAGCUCCCUUAUUCGAAUGGGCUUUCCUCAGCAUACUAUCGCGUCUCUUAGUGAUCUGGAUGCAAAACCAUCAUUUAGCAUGGCGCACCUGGAAAACAGCAAUGAAUCAGGUCUUACUUUGGGAGGGUAUUUCUGCCCGCAGUGCAGAGCCAAAUACUGUGAGCUUCCUGUGGAAUGCAAAGUGUGUGGUCUUACACUGGUAUGUGCACCUCACCUGGCUCAAUCUUAUCAUCACCUAUUUCCUUUGGAUGCCUUUCAGGAAGUCCCGGUAGAACUGUAUAAAGGAGAACGCUAUUGUCAAGGUUGCCAAGGAGAAAUCAAGGAUCAACAUCUCUACAUUUGUAAAGUCUGCCAGAACGUGUUUUGUGUGGAAUGUGACCUUUUUGCUCACGAUAUUCUGCACUGCUGUCCCGGCUGCAUUCACAAGCACCCUGUUCCUCCCUGUCUAUGAUACCACCGAUUGCUGGACUGUACUUGUUACAUUCUUGUGCAGAAAGUCGACUUUGUCUAUUCAGAAAAUGUAUUUGGCAACAUACCUUAAAGAUAAAGAAGAAUAAAUUAUUUAUCUUUGUGGUAAUGAGCAUUUUAUUUUCUCACCAACUCUGUAAUACACACACAAACAUAUAC